AUGCCACUCCACUUGGGAGAUGUUUUCCCCAAUUUCGACGCUGAAGCCCUUGGCGUCAAAAAGUUUAAUCUAUACGACUACUUGGGCAACGACUGGGGCAUAAUGUUCAGCCAUCCUAAUGACUUCACGCCAGUAUGCACCACCGAGUUGGCAGAAGCCGUGAAGCUGCACCAAACCUUCAAAGACAAGAACUGCAAACUUCUCGGCUUCUCGUGCAAUGACAUCGACAGCCACAAAGGGUGGGCUAAGGAUAUUAUGGCAUUUGCUGGUUCCUGUGGCGAUCUUCCAUUCCCCAUGGUGUGCGACGCGAACCGGCAGCUGGCAGCCUCCUUGGGAAUUAUGGAUCCUGAGGAGAAGGACAAAGCUGGACUGCCCCUCACAUGCCGCUCAGUUUUCUUCAUAAGCCCUCAAAAAAAGUUGGCGGCGUCCAUUCUUUACCCAGCAACCACUGGCAGAAGCUUCAAAGAAAUCCUCCGAGUUCUUGACUCACUGCAGCUGACCGAGGAGUACCCCGUAGCCACCCCUGUGGAGUGGACCGCUGGUGGGCAGUGCUGUGUGAUACCACAGCUGUCUGAGGAGGAAGCAAAGAAAAAGCUACCCAAGGGAAUGCAGAAGAAGGAACUGCCCUCGGGCAAGGGGUACCUCAGACUGACACCUGAUCCCAGGAACUAA
This is a messenger RNA of Cyclospora cayetanensis, 672 nucleotides long. Its product is annotated as peroxiredoxin-6. Gene Ontology annotation, molecular function: peroxiredoxin activity. The record is from RefSeq and is a predicted model, not a curated record. The transcript has 4 exons. Gene Ontology annotation, cellular component: cytosol; mitochondrion. Lineage: Eukaryota; Apicomplexa; Conoidasida; Eucoccidiorida; Eimeriidae. The coding region runs from base 1 to 672 and encodes 223 amino acids. Gene Ontology annotation, biological process: cellular oxidant detoxification; cell redox homeostasis.